GAAAGAUACUACGUGUCACGCCUAAGUAAUUUGUAUAGCUAGGUUGUUAAUCUAAACCUGACAUUGAAUAAAUAUAAUAAAAAGCUGACUGUUAUCACGAAUGCUUUAUUAAAAAACACACUCUCGUAAAUAUAACGAAAAAUAUAGACUUAAAAUGGAUAGCCAACUUUGUUUUUUGCUGUUAGGUGUCGUGCUUUUUUCGGAUUUAACGCUUGUUAAAUCAGAGGAGACUAGGAUAAAUACAAAACUAGGAACUGUAGUUGGAGAAGCAGAAUUCGUUGAGUUUAAUGGUGAGAUUAAACCUAUUGUUCGCUUUCUGGGAAUUCCUUACGCUAAACCUCCUAUUGGUGAGAGACGGUUUGCUAAACCAGAACCUUAUGGGAACUUCAGAUCACUACACAACGCAACUUAUCACCGAGCACACUGCAUGCAGACACAGCUCUCCUUCCAAUACAUUCAAGAAUAUAAACAAGACGAGGAUUGUUUGUAUCUUAAUAUUUACAUUCCGGGGAAUUACAGUUACACUUCACAGAAUCUUCCUGUAUUAAUGUAUAUACACGGGGGAGGAUUUCUAGAUGGCGGCGCUGAUAUCUAUGUCGGUGAUACUCUAAGUGCUUUCCAUGACGUUAUCAUUGUUACAAUAAAUUACCGUCUGAAUGUAUUUGGUUUCCUUAGUGAUGGAACGGGCGAAUUAUUGGGUAAUUUUGGUCUGUGGGACAUGAAACUUGCCAUACAGUGGGUGCAUGACAAUAUAGAUGACUAUGGUGGGGAUCCAACUAGAGUAACAUUGUUCGGACAAUCAGCCGGUGGCGCAGCCGUCAUGUACCAGGCCAUAAACCCUAGUAAUAGAGGUCUCAUUCAACGGGUGGUAGCACAGAGUGGAAGUAUAUUCGGCUACUGGGCAUAUCAGAAGAAACCAGUUAGUACGUUUGAUUGGUACGUGAAGCAUGUUGGAUGUGCUAAUAGAUAUUUCUCUGAAAUCAUGAAAUGCCUCAGACAGAAACCAGCAAGUGAUCUUAAAAUACCGGAGAAUGAUUACACGCUCCAGUUCGUGCCGAAUAUUGAUUCUGAUUUUCUACCCGAGUCUCCCGAGUCAUUAUCAAAAAUGAAUACAAAAGCUGGAAAAGAUGCAAUGAAAUUCUUCUCAGAAAUAGACUUCUUAAACGGUGUGACGAGUGAUGAUGGGAAUUUCGCAAGAGCAUAUUGGGCAGCAAGAAUGAUGGCUGAAAAUAUAGAGACUGACAUGAAUGUUACUGCAGGUGUCCCAAAGUCUUUCCUCACAGAUGUCUACAUUCCAGAGAAGCUGUCUGGUAUGUAUGAUACUGUGCCGGAGAUUCUUAAACGGUCCGUGGUGUUCAAGUACACUGACUGGGAGAAUGACACGGAUCCGUUUCUUGUACGAGGACAAUUACUUCAGUUUGAAUCAGACGUUGUUUUCUUUGUACCAGCAUCAACUUCAUCAAGGGUACAUCAACGAUCAAUAGGAAACUCUUCAACAUCAGGACGCAGUUACUUUUAUGUUUUCGACCACAAACCAAGCUUUGCCCCGAAUCCCGAAUGGUUAAAAGGUGCAACGCACGUAAUGGACUUGGCUUAUAUAUUUGGAUUUCCGGAACCUUUUCAGUCCAAGUUGAUGAAGGAUUACGAAGCUGUUAAUCCAUUCACAGUUAAACAAGAAGAUUAUAUCUUCUCUAAAGUAAUGAUGACAUUCUGGAGCAAUUUUGCAAAGUCAGGUAAUCCUAACUUACCUGUAUCUAACGAUGAUGUUGGUAUACCAGUGUGGCCUCAAUACAACCUACAAGAUCAAACAUAUUUUAUUAUAUCAACGAAUAUGACUGAACAGUCCGUGCAACAUCACUUUGAUGCCGCCAAUGUUGCGUUCUGGGAAGACGUGGUUCCAUUGUUAACAGAUUGUGACAAUAAUAAUAUAAUAUCGUCUGCAUCGACUCUAUACUUUCAUUCUCUACUUCUCUGUGCUGUUAUAAUGCUGUGCUUAUUUAAAUAGAAAAUAAUAUUUGAUAUAUUAGCUCUUUAUACUUAAUCAGUGACUUGUAUUUAAAUGUUAUAAUUUUAGUGAACUUUCGUCAUCAUUGUGUCUUAAUGUUUUCUAAAUAAGCUUGUGAUUAAAGUGAUAUAUAACUUGCAUUCUUUGGUUAUAAAAUACAUUUAGCUCAAAUAAUGUUAACUAGUACCACAUUAUGUUUAAAAUCACAAUAAAAAAUGUUGUAUUUUUGCAGAAAAAGUAAAGUAUAAACUAAAAGUUCUGUUUUAUAAUGUUGUAGAAAUGAAUUUAGAACUUUGCUUAUCACCUCAAGAAAACAUUGAUUAUGAAUGUGAAAUAACUAAAGACAACAAUACAAUCAUUUUGACAUUCAAACUAGAACAUCAAAUCACUUUAGCUGUACUGAUUGCCAAAACACACACACACACGCACCAACACACACGCGCGCGCGCACGCAAACACGCGCGCGCGCACACACACACGCACGCAAUCACACACACACGCAGCCAAAAGAUGGAUCAAUUAGGUAAUUGGCCAAUGUGUAACUUUUUUGAAAUUGUAUAGGACACAAAAAAUAUAAAGAGUAAUAUAGGGUCUUUUUAUUAAUAAUAUAAUGCUUCUGAAAAAUUUAAAUAAAAUGUGAUAAGUAUUUAACGAUAAGAAGGAUCUUUCAAUUUCGGUCAUAUGAUGUUAUAUUUGAAAAACAAAACAAAGAUAACUGUUGUUCAUAGAUAUUACUGAUUUCGUAUUGUAUAUGACUCUCACAACUUUUGUUCAAACUAAAAUACAACAACACUCAAUUCUUAUAAUCUUUAUAUUGUAGAAAAAAAUCUUUGUCAAAUAUGUUGUAAUAAAUUAAUGUAUACAUGUAAA
Molecule: messenger RNA, 2875 nt
Organism: Ruditapes philippinarum (Manila clam)
Lineage: Eukaryota; Metazoa; Mollusca; Bivalvia; Venerida; Veneridae
Product: neuroligin-4, X-linked-like
Exons: 2
Coding region: 155-2005 (616 amino acids)
Biological process (GO): presynaptic membrane assembly; postsynaptic membrane assembly; chemical synaptic transmission
Cellular component (GO): cell surface; synapse
Molecular function (GO): signaling receptor activity; neurexin family protein binding
Source: RefSeq, a predicted model, not a curated record